Molecule: messenger RNA, 2058 nt
Organism: Camellia sinensis
Lineage: Eukaryota; Viridiplantae; Streptophyta; Magnoliopsida; Ericales; Theaceae
Source: RefSeq, a predicted model, not a curated record
UCAACCCCGCUUGCAUCCGAGUGAAAUCCCUAAUCUAAGAAAUCUUGAGGUGUGUUCGACUCGUCCCUUCAGUUCGUCUUGACUUCGACUUCCGACUUCCGACUUCCGACUUCCGACUUCCGACUUCCGACUUCCGACUUCCGCUCCGUUUUGAGGUGCUGAUGGACUGUCAACUAUUUUCUGUUAACUGGACCAAGUACUUAUGUAAGUCAUACCACCACCAGACUCGUCACCUUCAAAUAAUUGGUGGCCAAAGAUAUAUGCAACAUAGGUUUUCAAACUUGCGAGCAGGAUCAUCUCAUAAUACUAUAAGAUGUUCAAUGAAAUCUUAUAGGCUAUCAGAGCUUACUCAGGCUGAGGUUGAUAGCCUCAAGGCUCGGCCUCGUAUUGAUUUCUCAUCCAUUUUCAAUCUGGUGAAUCCCAUUGUUGAUGAUGUCAGGUGCAGAGGUGAUGCUGCUGUUAAAGACUAUACUGCAAAGUUUGACAAAGUUGAAUUAGACAAGAUAGUUGAAACUGUGGUUGAACUUCCAGAUCCAGAGCUUGAUGCAGCUAUUAGAGAAGCAUUUGAUGUGGCUUAUCAAAACAUCUAUGCAUUUCACGUUGCACAAAAGUCAGCUGAGAGAAGUGUUGAAAACAUGAAAGGUGUUAGAUGCAAACGUGUGGCAAGGAGCAUUGCUUCUGUAGGUCUUUAUGUGCCAGGGGGAACUGCAGUUUUACCUUCAACAGCUCUGAUGCUUGCAAUUCCUGCACAGAUUGCUGGGUGUAAAACUGUUGUUCUUGCAACUCCCCCUACUCGGGAUGGAAGCAUCUGCAAGGAAGUACUUUAUUGUGCUAAGAAAGCUGGUGUGACUCACAUUCUUAAAGCUGGAGGAGCUCAGGCUAUUUCUGCCAUGGCUUGGGGGACUACAUCUUGCCCCAAGGUUGAGAAGAUAUUUGGGCCUGGAAAUCAGUAUGUCACCGCUGCUAAAAUGAUUCUCCAAAACAGUGAGGCUAUGAUUUCCAUUGACAUGCCUGCCGGACCAUCAGAAGUUCUUGUCAUUGCUGACAAACAUGCCAAUCCCAUUCAUAUAGCAUCGGAUUUGCUUUCCCAGGCUGAGCAUGGCCCUGAUAGUCAAGUUGUUCUUGUAAUUGCUGGGGAUGGUGUGGAUAUAAGGGCUAUUGAGGAGGAAAUCAGCAAGCAGUGCAAAAGCCUUCCAAGGGGUGAGUUUGCUUCAAAAGCACUGGGUCACAGUUUCACUGUUUUUGCUCGCGAUAUGGUUGAGGCGAUCUCCUUUUCCAACUUAUAUGCCCCAGAGCAUCUGAUUAUUAAUGUGCGAGAUGCAGAGAAAUGGGAGAGUUUCAUUGAGAAUGCAGGCUCUGUUUUUUUAGGGGAGUGGACUCCUGAGAGUGUAGGGGAUUAUGCAAGUGGGACAAACCAUGUCCUUCCAACUUACGGCUAUGCACGAAUGUACGGUGGCGUGUCACUAGACUCUUUCCUCAAGUACAUGACUGUGCAAUCAUUGACAGAAGAAGGCUUGAUGAAGCUUGGCCCCUAUGUGGCAGCCAUGGCUGAAGUUGAGGGGCUCGAAGCCCACAAAAGAGCAGUAACCCUUAGACUCCAGGAAAUUGAAGCAAGACGGAUCUCCCAAAUGAGAUGAUCUCCAUUGGCCAACCCACUAUUUCUCAUAAUUAUUGUCAUUUUUUUGGGAAAUGGUCCUUUUGUCUGACUCCAUCAAAUGCCAGUGCUAAAGGGGAGUUUCACUGUUUGUCUAACUUGGGUAUUAGGUAUUAGGAACAUUUGGUUUAACUUGGGAGAGUUUUAUAGCCAUGAAGAUCUGAGUCAUCGUGUUUUGUUUCAAUUUUGGAGAUUGCAAGUUUUGACCAGUAAGCAAAAAUGAACUUGUAUUUGGGUGGAUGGUAUUACAGGACAACUGUGUGAACAAUGAGCUCCUCGUGCUUUUUUAUUUUUAUUUUUAUUUUUAUAAUUAAUCUGUUGUGCAUUGUACAAACUCUAAAUGGUAGUUACAGAGUAUACUUCUAUGUUUGGAGGGUAUCGAUUGCAAACUUACUGUAGAAAAA